This is a messenger RNA of Trichomonas vaginalis G3, 510 nucleotides long. RefSeq names its product proline--tRNA ligase family. Lineage: Eukaryota; Parabasalia; Trichomonadida; Trichomonadidae. The transcript has a single exon. Gene Ontology annotation, molecular function: aminoacyl-tRNA deacylase activity. The coding region runs from base 1 to 510 and encodes 169 amino acids. The record is from RefSeq and is a predicted model, not a curated record.
AUGUACCAGUACAACGGAAAGCACGUCUUCUUCAACAUCAGAGGCGACUUAGAUGUUUCUGAAGACAAAUUACGUCAUUUCCUUGGUUUUGUUGACUCUUCAACACCACUUGAGCUCGCUCCACAAGAAUUACUCGACAAACAUGGGUUAGUACCAGGAUUUGUGUGCAUCGUUGGCAUGAAACGCGCUGGAGAAGCAAUUGCUAUUUGCGAUGAGAGCUACAGAACAGUCCACUGCGGUGUAACAGGUGCCAAUAAGGUCGGUUAUCACUAUACCAACUACAAUAUUCCAAGAGAUACACAGAAAUUGGCAAAGAAUAUCGUAUACACUGAUAUUGCACUUAACCCAACAGUAGUUAAGGGUGUAAUGAUCGCUAAAGUCGCUCGUUGCACAGCAUUCCCAGCAGAAGUCCUCGGAAACGGCUCAAAACCAGUCAAGACCACCAUUAUUCAAAUUAACCAUCCGCUUGAUCGAUUUAGCUUACGUUAUGAUACAGAACCAUCUUCUUGA